AUGGACGGCGCCGCCAACUGGCGCCCCACGCUGGGGGACGGCCCUGCCGCCAUCGCUGACGCCGGUGGCGUCGACCCUAACGCGGCUGCCCCCGCCGGAGGCGACUGGCGCACCCAGCUUCAGCCCGAGGAGCGCAACAGCAGCCCCCCCCCCCUAAUGGAGACUCUGAAGAAGCAUCUGCCAGUAUCAGUGCCAGAGGGGCUGGGUGAGCUUCACAAAAUUGCCGUGCGAUUUGAAGAGAAAAUCUAUACUGCAGCCAUCAACCAGUGCUUUAGCAGCUUAUCUUCUACUUUAGUUGUUGCUCUACUUUAUGCUUUAGCUGGUAGCUUUAGUUCAUCUGCGGAUUCCACUGCUCAAAUUGGUUUUCCAGGCACAGGUGAUUUGCAAGAGGAGUUAUAUCAAAUGAUUAAGAGCUUAAAGGACCAAUACUUUGUGGAAUUGAAUGAUUUGUAUAAUAAGAUAUCCAUCAAGAUACAACAUAUUGACAACCAAAUGCCUUCUCAAAAGUCAGCAGAGCAGUAUGAAAAGAUGAAGGGCUUUAAAGUAAUGUUGGAGCGCGCGUUGCAUUUCCUGCAAGUUAACAAGAGCAGCAUUCAGCCAGGUUUUAGGGAAAAAAUCCCUAUUUACGAGAGGCAAAUUCUCAGUAUCCUAAGUUCACAAAGAAGGAAGCCUGUGCAGGCACCUGGACUGCAAACGUUUCAGCACUCUGCAUCUGUGGAUUCCACUGCUCAAACUGGUCAUCCAGGCGCAGGUGAUCUGCAAGAGGAGUUAUAUCAAAUGAUUAAGAGAUUAAAGGACCAAUAUUUUGUGGAAUUGAAUGAUUUGUACAAUGAGAUAUCCAUCAAGAUACAACAUAUUGACAACCGCAUGCCUUCUCAAAAGUCAGCAGAGCAGUAUGAGAAGAUGAAGGGCUUUAAAGUAAUGUUGGAGCGCACGUUGCAUUUCCUGCAAGUUAACACGAGCAGCAUUCAGCCAGCAUCUGUGGAUUCCACUGCUCAAACUGGUCAUCUAGGCACAGGUGAUUUGCAAGAGGAGUUAUAUCAAAUGAUUAAGAGCUUAAAGGACCAAUACUUUGUGGAAUUGAAUGAUUUGUACAAUAAGAUAUCCAUGAAGAUACAACAUAUUGACAACCACAUGCCUGCUCAAAAGUCAGCAGAGCAGUAUGAAAAGAUGAAGGGCUUUAAAGUAAUGUUGGAGCGCACAUUGCAUUUCCUUCAAGUUAACAAGCCAGGUUUUAGGGAAAAAAUCCCUAUUUACGAGAGGCAAAUUCUCAGUUUCCUAAGUUCACAAAGAAGGAAGCCUGUGCAGGCGCCUGGACUGCAAACGUUUCAGCAGUCUGGUGGGCAAGCUUCUAGCUCAAACAUUUCACAGCAACAUCAAACCUCCCAAGGUUUGCAGCAGCAUGAUAGUCAUACUGAUCAGAAGCCUCAAGCAAGUUUACCAAGUUGA
Messenger RNA from Miscanthus lutarioriparius, 1449 nucleotides. NCBI's taxonomy places the organism in Eukaryota, Viridiplantae, Streptophyta, Magnoliopsida, Poales, Poaceae. The record is from the annotation of a GenBank genome assembly.